This is a messenger RNA of Periconia digitata, 1077 nucleotides long. The record is from the annotation of a GenBank genome assembly. Lineage: Eukaryota; Fungi; Ascomycota; Dothideomycetes; Pleosporales; Periconiaceae.
AUGACGCGGGAGAACAGUGUGGCUAGCACGCAGCGCGGCCGCAUUCCAUCGACAUUACCACCCCCUUAUACGUCAACUAGCAUACGCGCGGGAUCGUUGAGAGCGGAUUCCGAUUCCUUCUCCAGAACCGCCCAAAUCCUCGUCGGGCCCAAAUCCACGCCGUUCCAGAUCCACACGACGCUUCUAACAAGCCAGUCGCCCUACUUCCGCGCCUGUCUAGACGGAGCGUUCCUAGAAUCCGCACAGCAGUCCAUCACGCUCGCCGACGUCAGCGUCGACAUGUUCGAGCUGCUGGUAACGUGGCUGUACCAAGCGCAGCUGAUCCCCGCGCCUUUCAAGGACGGCAAGCCAGCGUACUACACGCUGCUAAACCUGUGGAUCCUCGCGGACCGCCUCUGCGUCGAGGCGCUCCGCAACUACGUAGUCGAUCUCAUGGCGGACCUGGCCGAUUCCACAAACUCGGUCCUGACGCCGAGCGAUACGCGGAUCCUGUACGAGCAGAUCAGGGAGGAUGCCAAGAUCAGGGAGCUGGUGCUGGAUCUGUUCGCGUUCAAGAAGACGGAUAAGCUGCUGGAUACGCACCAGGAUCGGUGGCAUGCGGGGUUUUUGAGGGAUCUCGUUGUCAGGCUCAAGAAGCCGUGCCUGCAGGCCAUGCAGAGACACCAGUUGGGCAUGUGGUGCCCGAGCGCGUGGCAUACCACGAGAGCGUGCGAGAACUGCCGUGUUAUUUUGCCUCCGAGAUACGGCGCCAUUGGCUGUGAUGUCUGCGCUUGUGCUUUCUGCUUGCCCUGCGUCGAGGAUGGUGUCGGUAUGGCAAGUUGGGAGGAUGGGAGGGCCCAGAUUCCUCCGCUUAGUGGCAGAAAGGUGGGGAGCGUCUUUGGGUCCAUUUCCUCUGCCUCAGAUGCCAUUGUGGGCGAGGAGCCAAUGUAUGUCGAGGGUGAUAAGAUUGCGAGGUUGAGGAGGAGAGCUGCAGGGAAGAAGUUGGAAAGUUGUAAACCUUGGAGAGGGAGCCGUUGUAGGGUCUAUCACGAGCAUAAAGAGACGGACUCUUGUGGCGAUGUUUUCAUGGGGAGAUGA